CCUACCCUGCAAAAACAGGACCCGCCCCGCCCCGGGGGGUAGCAAAGUCAAACGCGCGGACACGCGGGCGGCACGUUCCGGAGGCCCGAGCGCGUCACGAGGGCGGACACGGAGGACCAGGAAGUCAGCCAACUGCGUGCCGGCCCGGGGCCGGCGGCAUCCACACAAGAUCGCAGAAGCAGGAGAAAGCUCGGGAGGGGCGUCUGGCGCGGCGAAGACCAGCCCUGAGCCCAGAGAGGUCGGCAGACGCUGCCCAGCAGCGCGCCGGGCGGAGCCGCGCCGGCACACCAUCCCCGCCGUGAGCCCUGGGCCCAGCCAUGCGCCGGGGGGGCGUGCGCAGCUUCGCGCUGGAGCUGGCGCGGGGCCCGGACGACGCGUACCGCGGCGGGGAGCGCCUGUGCGGCCGGGUGCUGCUGGAGGUGGCGGCGCCGCUGCGGGUGCUGGCGCUCGAGGUGGCGGCGCGCGGCGGGGCGGUCACGCACUGGCUCGAGGCCCGAAGCGUGGGUGUCAAUGCCAUCUCCAGCGACUACGUGGCCGCCGAGACGUACCUGCGAUGGCGGCAGCUGCUGCUCCGAGGCACUGGAGAGACCACAACGCUGCCUCCUGGGCGUCAUGAAUUCCCAUUCAGCUUCCAGCUGCCACCGACGCUAGUGACUUCCUUUGAAGGCAAACACGGCAGUGUAAGAUACUGCAUCAAAGCCACCCUCCACCGGCCCUGGGUUCCUACCCGUCGGACAAGGAAGGUGUUUACUGUUAUUGAGCCUGUGGAUAUCAACACACCGGCUCUGCUGGCCCCUCAAGCCGGAGCUCGGGAAAAGAUCGCCCGAUCCUGGUACAGUAACCGUGGCCUUGUCUCCCUCUCAGCCAAGAUCGACCGCAAGGGCUACACGCCAGGUGACGUGAUCCCUGUCUUCGCUGAGAUCGACAACGGCUCCACGCGCCCCGUGCUGCCUCGGGCAGCUGUGAUCCAGACCCAGACCUUCAUGGCGCGAGGUGCCCGAAAACAGAAGCGAGCCGUGGUGGCUAGCCUCUCGGGGGAGCCUGUGGGCCCCGGGCGGCGGGCACUGUGGCAGGGCCGGGCUCUGCGGAUCCCUCCCGUGGGUCCUUCUAUCUUGCACUGUCGUGUGCUACACGUGGACUAUGCCCUCAAGGUCUGUGUGGACAUCCCGGGCUCAUCCAAGCUGCUCUUGGAGCUCCCACUGGUCAUCGGCACCAUCCCCCUGCACCCUUUCGGCAGCCGCUCGUCUAGCGUGGGCAGCCAUGCCAGCUUCCUGAUGGACUGGGGGCUGGGGGUCCUGCCAGAGCGGCCUGAAGCCCCUCCUGAGUACUCCGAGGUGGUGCCUGAUGAGGAGGUGGCAGCCAUGGAGCAGAGCCUCUUGCCGCUACUGCAGGACCCUGACAUGAGCACGGAAGGCCCCUUCUUUGCCUACAUCGAGGAGUUCCGCUUCCGCCCACCGCCCCUGUACUCCGAGGAGGAUCCAAACCCACCCUCCGAGGCCAGGAGACCCCGCUGCAUGACCUGCUGAGUGUCAGGUGGAAACCUCAAAGGAUAAAGUGUUUACACAUGCUUCCAGCCACCAUGGACAUGAGCAAGGAGGGGCUAAAUGAAGAACGGACUGCGCUGACUACAUUGAAGUUGGGGAAACUGAGUCUCAGAACAUAACAGGGCCAUUCCAACAUCACACACAGGAAGAGCCAGUCUGGAGUCUUGACAUAUCUGGACUGGUCCUCAUAAGGUACCAGAUACCCACAGUAGGAUCUGAGAAACCAUUCAACCUGUCUACAUCGGCCUAUGUUCCCUCAGAAGCCUCCAGUCUGAGAGCGACAGAACCAGACAUAAAUACUUCCAGACCCACAGGACCAGAGGAAAGGACCCCGAGCUGGGAGAGUCCAAAGAGGGAGUAGAGAAGGCUUCCUGGGGAAAGGGCAUUUUAGCUAAGGCUUUGGUGUAUGAACAAGAGCUUGGUAGGCAGGCAAGCAAGAGGAAAAGUCGAAGAAGGUCAGAGCUGACUAAUGUUUGGAGACCGUCCCCUUCAUCUUUGGAGUGGGACUCAGUCGAGGCUGUACUGCAAGGUCCGGGAGGCGAGAGGGCCCAGGAACGAGGCAUUCAGGAAAGCAGGUCAUCAGGGCCAUGUGGGGGCUGAAGGGUGGCAGGUGCAGCGACUCUAGCCUUAAAGCCUUUGAAAACCAGAGACUCCUGUCCCAGGCUGGAGCGCCUGGGCACCUCCACACGAUUCAGCUCAUGAGUACUGCCUGGGUACUGCAUGGCCUGAAAAACACAGGUUCAAAGGAAGACAGACAAGACUGGCUACAUAGCUUGCAGAAUGAAAAUGCGGGGCCACUUGUUCAAGAAUUAAGAAUUUCAAGACAGGGACAGCAGAGCAUUAGCCCAGGCUGUGGGGACAGAGGUCAGCCUGGGGUGACAGAGUAGGGCCACAGUAUGCUUCUGAACACCCGCUGUGUCCCAGAGGCACACAGUACGAUGGGGCAGCUGGAUAAGCCUCCAGGUGCAGAGACCCGGCCGAGGCAGGGCCCCCGCCUGGGACUCCACAUUUCUGAUAAAGCCUUAAAUUGUUCUCUUUUGUACAUUUUUUUAAAAAUAAAAAUCACAGAGGAAGA
This is a messenger RNA of Capra hircus (goat), 2619 nucleotides long. It is a transcript of the gene ARRDC2, whose product is annotated as arrestin domain containing 2. Gene Ontology annotation, biological process: protein transport. The coding region runs from base 318 to 1526 and encodes 402 amino acids. NCBI's taxonomy places the organism in Eukaryota, Metazoa, Chordata, Mammalia, Artiodactyla, Bovidae. The record is from RefSeq and is a predicted model, not a curated record. Gene Ontology annotation, cellular component: cytoplasm; plasma membrane. The transcript is spliced from 8 exons.